Molecule: messenger RNA, 5708 nt
Organism: Entelurus aequoreus (snake pipefish)
Lineage: Eukaryota; Metazoa; Chordata; Actinopteri; Syngnathiformes; Syngnathidae
Product: mucin-2-like
Exons: 16
Coding region: 344-5344 (1666 amino acids)
Source: RefSeq, a predicted model, not a curated record
UCGCUACCAAAAGAAGAAAGUGUUUGUGCAAAAUCCUGAGUCAUUUGCAAAGAAUUUGUACAUGUGAAUACGAGAGCGGUUAAACAUUGGCUAGGUCUUCUGCUUCCUUUUUGCCAACAUUUGGUUUAAGGGAAUUCUGUAUGUAAUUUGACUACAGCGGAGCCUCGUGAGUGGGAGGACCUUGCUUGGGACGAGAGGCAUCUUCUCACACAGACUUCCAGAGAGGAGGUCAUCGUUUCUCUGCAUUUUCUCAGUUUGAGGUCUCUUGAUAGUUUCACGUUGGACAAACCGGAUUCUUUUUUUUUUACUAAGAGGAUUUGACUCAUUAGUACAGCAGGCAGGGAUGUACGGAUGCUUCGGGAGGAAAAACAGUGACGCCGCUGCCAUGGCAUCAGGACCUUCAGAUGUGAUGGCCAACCAGGAGCCUGCUGAGGUUGCAGAUGAGUGCUCAGGAAAGAAGAAGUCUAAGUUCCAGACAUUUAAAAACUUCUUUGCCAGGAAGAAGAAAAAGGAGGUGUCUUCAUCAGCGGAUCAGUCAUCGCUUAAAGGCAGCCAGUCGAGCGACGAUAUCAGUAAAACAUCAGAAAACAAAGCACUCAGUCGCUCAGAGAAGGAGAAAGGUUCUGGGUCAAAGAUCAGUCUGGGCAGCAAAGCGUUGUCGCAUGACUCCGUCUUUGUCUCAGAUUCGUCGGACGCAAACGAGGCUCUGGGGGCAUCUCAGGACAGCAUUCAUGGAAAAGUCAAAUCUCUUCAGCUCCAGCUCAAGCAGGCCAUCAGACUGGGCUCUCCUCCAUCUCUGAUGUGUGUUAAGAGGACAGAAGAUGGCGGAACCAUGUCAGAAGAUGACGGUCUACCCUGCAGCCCCCCUGAAUACACUUCACCUCACACAGCCCUGAAUCCGGAUAAGAGGAACAGCUCCAUCAGCCUGGAGGGUAGCGACAGCGAUGAAGACCAGUCAUCCAGAGUUGGGAGCCCCCUUGUGGUGGUUCCAGGGGAUUUCAGUCUGCCUGCCAGCCCGUUUGGCUGUCUGGAUAACUCUGCUGCCAAACACAAGCUGGGCCUAAGAAGUAAGGCCUGUAACAGGAGGAAACCUGCCAAUAGACUUGACAUCAAAGCAGAGGAACAUAGCAGGAUGAAUGGAUCGUUGAACAUCCUGGAGGCACAAGAGGAUGAGAAAAUAGGAGAUGCAAGUGGUGAUGAGCUGGACCAGAAACUGGAGAAGGAGGAUGAGCCACUCUUGUUGGGAGAUAAGCAGGAAAGCAUGGAAGGAGAAGAUGUGUUGGAAGAAGAACACCAAGAUGGUCGGGAGACUUCCUGUCAAUCAGAGGAGGGAGGUCCAUCCUUUCCAAAGCGCAGCACCAGAAACGCCUCUCUGGACAGUCCCAGAGCAACACCAGAGCCCCCUGCUGGCCAGAAAGAUGUCUUCGACCAGCGAGUGGUUACAUGUGGAACAGAGGAGAACAUGGAUGGACUAGGAGAGGCUGUGGAAGAAGAUGGCUCCUUCUUACAGGAGGUGCUGAACUCCUUACCUUCUUGUUCCUCGUGCGUGGACUCUGAGGAUGUUGUCCUGGAGAUGAAGGAAGAAGAUAAGGAGCUAGAAGAAGCAGAAGAGGAGGAGGUGAAGGAUCAAGAGCCUGUCUUUCAUCAGGAGGCUCCUUCUGAUGCCCUCCUGUCGGGUCAGACGAGUGUGGAAGAGGAGGUGGAGGAAGCUCCUCAGAGUGGGAGCACUGCUGCUUUCUCUAUACAUGUCCAUGAAGAGGAGGAACGUGAAGAUGGUGAAGAACAGGAGGAGGAGGAAGAGCCGCUAGUCAUGGAAAGAUUCAGUCAUCCUUGUGGCGAAGGAGAGAAAGCGCUGCCAGGGGAAGAGAUACCUGAAGAAGAACAAGCCUUGAUCCAAAGAAGAUCUGACCCACAGGAAGCACUGGAAGCGGUGACAAGUGAUGAAGAAGAGGAGACAACACAGCUGGAGGUAAAGGAAGAUCAGGAGAUGAGGGAGGAGGAGAAAGAGGAGACACAACAGAUGGUAGAGGAGGCAAUAGACGUCAUGGAUGGAACGACUUCUAAAGCAGCGGAUGGAGAUGUUUGCAAUGUUCUCCCAGUCCAAGAGGAAGGGGAAGGUGCAGAUGCACUGGCAGGAGAUGAUGCCACAUGCAACCCACAAGUCAUAUAUGAUGACAGAUUUCCAGAAUCAUGUGAUCAGAAAGCUGACACCGUACACGAGAACCAACCCCAUGGAAAUGAUGAAAGAACUGGUGGAGAGGACGGAGCUGUGGUGGGUGAAGACUUAAACCGACAUUUGGAUAAAGAAGAAGGGCUGGAGGCUCAGGACAUUUACAGGAAACAAGACAUGGAUGAAGAUCUAGAGCAGGACAAAUCAAAAGUGAUGCAAACCAGAUCACCCAUGUCUUCUUCCUCUUUGCACUUUGAGUCUUUUUCACCACUAAAUGAGACUCCCACUAAGACCAACCUUCAAAGUGAGACCUUCAGUCCCACUAAGAUCAACCUUCCUUUUGAAACCUUCACUCCCACUAAGACCAACCUUGGAAGUGAGACGUUCAGUCCCACUAAGACUAACCUUCAAAGUGAGACCUUCACUCCCACUAAGACCAACCUUCGAAGUGAGACCUUCAGUCCCACUAAGACUAACCUUCAAAGUGAGACCUUCAGUCCUGCUAAGACCAUCCUUCCAAGUGAAACCUUUACUCCCACUGAGACUAACCUUCCAAGUGAGACCUUCAGUCCUGCUAAGACCAUCCUUCCAAGUGAAACCUUUACUCCCACUGAGACUAACCUUCCAAGUGAGACCUUCAGUCCCACUAAGACUAACCUUCAAAGUGAGACCUUCAGUCCCACAAAGACUAACCUUCCAAGUGAGACAUUCAGUCCCACUAAUACCAACCUUCCUUGUGAUACCUUCACUCCCACCAAGACCAACCUUCCAAGUGAGACCUUCAGUCCCACUAAGACUAACCUUCAAAGUGAGACCUUCAGUCCUGCUAAGACCAUCCUUCCAAGUGAAACCUUCAAUCCCACUGAGACCAACCUUCCAAGUGAGACCUUCAGUCCCACUAAGACUAACCUUCAAAGUGAGACCUUCAGUCCCACUAAGACUAACCUUCAAAGUGAGACCUUCAGUUCCACUAAGACUAACCUUCCAAGUGAGACAUUCAGUCCCACUAAUACCAACCUUCAUUGUGAUACCUUCACUCCCACCAAGACCAACCUUCCAAGUGAGACCUUCAGUCCCACUAAGACUAACCUUCAAAGUGAGACCUUCACUCCCACAAAGACCAACCUUCCAAGUGAGACCUUCAGUUUCACUAAGACUAACCUUCAAAGUGAGACCUUCAGUCCCACUAGGACCAUUCUUCCUGAUGAUACCUUCAAUCCCACUAAGACCAACCUUCAAAUUGAGACUUUCAGUCCCACUAAGACUAACGUUCAAAGUGAGACCUUCAGUCCCGCUAAGACCAUUCUUCCAUGUGAGACCUUCACUCCCACUGAGACCAACCUUCAAAGGGAGACCUUUACUUCCUCUAAAACCAACCUUCCAUGUGAGACCUUCACUCCCACCAAAACCAACUUUCCAAGUGAGACCUUCACUCCUACUAAGACCACAAUUCCAUGUGAGACCUUCAGUGCCCCUGAGACCAGCCUUCAAAGGGAGACCUUUACUCCCAGUAAGACCAACCUUCCAAGUGAGACCGUUUCUCUCACUGAGACCAACCUUCCAAGUGAGACCUUCACUCUCGAUAAGACCAACCUUCCAAGUGAGACCUUCACUCCCACUGAGACCAACCCUCCAAGUGAGACCUUCACUCCCACUGAGACCAACCCUCCAAGUGAGACCUUCAUUCCCAUUCCAACCACCACUAUCCACAUGAACCUAGUCUCUCCCAGUUCAGAGACAGGAAACACGUUGGCCUUAAAUCUGUCCCCAACUGAAGAACAAUUGAUACCGUCUCAUGAAAUAACAACAGAACAUGUUGAAGAAGAAACUUACAAAGUGUUAGAAGUGGUUGCUGAUGAGGAACAACAGGUGGAGCAAGUAUUUGAUACAACGGUUGGUGUGGAAAAGGUUACCAUUCCAUCACCUGAAGAAGAAGUAGGGAAAGAUGGUGGUUCAAAUCAGAACAAAGUCUGUUCCACAUUAGUCCCUGCCUGGCAGAGGUCUCUCUCUGGAGGGGAUUCCAAAAACAUGCCACUGUCUUCCCCUACCCCAUCUGGAGAUGAAGAUGGUGAAGAACCCAUCAAGCAGGACCUCCAUGUGGAUGCACAGUCCCAUACACAUGCGGUAGUGACUUCUGGUAAAACAAAGAUGACUGGUGACAAUGCUGUCAAACCUCAGAAGACUGUGUCUCAAGACACAGCCAGAGCUCAGACCUCACCUGUUGCAGCAAAAGAAGAGAGUUCAGUGGUGGUGGAGGGAAGCUACGACAGUCCCUUUGGUGUUCGGCUCAGGAAGACAGCAGUUCUGCACAGCUUCAGCUCGGAGGAGGAAAUCACAGAGGCACCUGUUGAACCUCCAGCACAGUCUGUCAGCUCUAAAGUCGAGCCAACUGCCAUUGCCAAACCCUCCACAAGUCCAGCAAUCAGCAACAAACCUGCUCUCCCCAAGAAACCAGAUAUCCAUGGAGACAGUGGAGUGAAAACAAAGCGUGUUUCAGAGCCCGUUGCAGUUCGUAAUGUUUCUACUGGAUCUGAGUGUCCUAGCUGGAUCUCUGUGGCCAGACAGAAACAAAAGAUCUAUAAAAAAAACUCGCUGGAUGAAAUGACGGUCAAGAAGGAGGAACAAGACAAGAAGUCUCCACUGCCAACGUACGUCAGCUCUGCUGCAAGGAAAGAACUCGGCAACAAAACGCCUGAAUUCACUGGAAAAGUGAGUUUGUCAGAAAGCAGCAAUCCUCCAUGGCCUGCGGAGAAGGAGAGCAGGAAGUCUCUGUCGCCUCCCACUCCGGUGCCACCUCAGCCUCCUAAAUCCCAAGCACAGUCCUGCCCUGCCCCCGCUAAACCCCCGGCUCCUCUGGUCACUGCCAAACCUGCAUCCUCCCAUCCAUCCCCGUCCUCCUCCGCUCCGGCUCCUCUGAAAUCUCCCACUAGCGUCAACCCUCCGGUCCUCUCCAAAACCUCCCCCCCGUCCAAGCCCACGCUCACAUCACCUCCUUUUUCAUCGAGAGUCAACCCUCCCCUGCCGGAGCCGAGAGCUCCAGCGCUUUCCGCUCCAGCUUCUUUAGCCCAGCGUGGUCUUCCACCUUCGUCCUUGCCCCAAGAUGAGCCACCUUGGAUGGCUCUGGCCAAGAAGAAGGCCAAAGCUUGGAGCGAGAUGCCUCAGAUCGUUCAGUGACACACCCAGGUGUGCUCCUCUGCUUCAGUGUUGCGCUUUGAAGGCCACUUGACUCUCCACUAACAGCCUGGAUGGACCACACUGCAUUUGCACAUUAAGCAGAGCUCUUCUUGCUUCCUUCUUGCUUGUAAGCAUCUGGCAAUCUUCUGUAAAAUGACUCCAAUCACGCUAACCAUUAACAUGUUGUCACGUGAACCUUCAGCCAUACUUAGGUGCCUAAUUAAGGGAAAAGAAUGGAGGCACCUGACUCACUAUGGUGAGAGAAAGCACACAGGAGUUCCAGGACCACACUGAGGGGAAUAAAAAGUACAAUUAUGAGGGGAAAACAAUGUAACAGUAUGAGAAAAAGUAAGGUGGUUCUUAG